Cyclospora cayetanensis is the source of this 873-nucleotide messenger RNA. Its product is annotated as box A-binding factor-like. The record is from RefSeq and is a predicted model, not a curated record. NCBI's taxonomy places the organism in Eukaryota, Apicomplexa, Conoidasida, Eucoccidiorida, Eimeriidae. The coding region runs from base 1 to 873 and encodes 290 amino acids. The transcript is spliced from 7 exons.
AUGCAUCCAGCAUUCCCUAAUGAGAGUCUCAUCGACCUCACACGUGCAGAGGAGGUCGAAAGGAGGCGGCGGAAGGCAGCAGCAACAGCAACAGCAGCAGCAGCAGCAGCAGCAACAGCAACAGCAGCAGCAGCAGCAGCGGCGAAGACAGAAGCGCUUUGGACUGCGCAGGAGAGAGCAGUCUAUCCUACUGCCACGCAUGCAGCAGCAGCAGCGCCAGGCGCUGCUUCUUCUGCUGCUGCUGCUUCUGCUGCUGCUGCUUCUGCUGCUGCUGCUUCUGCUGCUGCUGCUUCUGCUGCUGCUGUUGAUCAACAACAACAACAACCUCAGCAACAACAACAGCAACAGCAACAGCAACAACAGCAACAGCAGCAACAGCAGCAGCAACAUCUGCCAUUUCUGAUAGGCAUGCCGCUGUUUGCGGGCAGCAUCAGCUUUGCGGAGACAGCCGAAAACGCAGCUUUAGGAGGAAGGCUACCUCCUGAGGCAGGGAGUGGUGUUUCUUCCGCUGCUCGGAGGUUUGAACGACUGCAAACAUCGCGCGAGCGAGAGAGGCGACAGCAGGAGGCAGCGCUGCCGUUGCUGCUGCAGGGAAUGACCUCUAGCAGUCGAGGAUUGGGGAGUUCGCGUGUGGCAGCAAACGGAGAGGCAGCAAGAGCUUUGCAUGCUGCAGCAGACGCAGCUUCAGACUCUUCUGGAACCUACUUGCACGCAGCCUGUAGACGACACGAAAGUGAGAGAAACGCUGCGGGCAGCAGCUCAACAGCCGAGGCAGCAGCAGCAGCAGCUGAGGAGGAAACACCGCACUGCACACACCGCGCCGACAGACGCGAGGCAGCGUCCUCUCGUGCUGCGUUUGUAAAACAAUCUUGA